This is a messenger RNA of Aspergillus ochraceoroseus IBT 24754, 1611 nucleotides long. Its product is annotated as putative spindle poison sensitivity protein Scp3. Lineage: Eukaryota; Fungi; Ascomycota; Eurotiomycetes; Eurotiales; Aspergillaceae. Gene Ontology annotation, molecular function: metal ion binding; ubiquitin protein ligase activity. The coding region runs from base 1 to 1611 and encodes 536 amino acids. The transcript is spliced from 3 exons. The record is from RefSeq and is a predicted model, not a curated record. Gene Ontology annotation, biological process: protein polyubiquitination.
AUGAAAAGUCGCGCUCCCCUCCCGGUUCCAUCCGGGCCUCAAUCUCUCCAGAACGGUCACGCUCGCAAUCCCUCAGGCUUCGACAUGGCUGCCCGCAGUCCCCCAAAUCAGAGCAGUAUGCCUUUCCCAUUAUCCCAUACCAAACAUGUGCCCUGCAAGUUCUUUCGUCAAGGAGCUUGUCAAGCCGGGCCUGCUUGUCCAUUCCUUCACUCCACCGAUGCUGCGAUCGAUUAUGCGCCCUGCAAAUAUUUCACAAAGGGAAACUGCAAAUUUGGCGCAAAGUGUGCACUGGCGCAUAUCCUACCUGAUGGUCGACGUGUAAACCGGCCUACCCCUGGGGGCAUGGGAAUGAGUGGCAGCCAUCUUAAUUUAGGUGGUCGGGUUAAUCCGCAGGCGUAUGUCAACCAGGAUUCCGCGUUAACGAACUCGGUGCUUUCGCAACAACGAAUGAACGGCCAUGAUCCACGGUACACCUCCCAGCUUCCCACUCAAGAGGAAUUCGCCGCGCUACACCCCCAGCAACAACCUCCCUACGACACCAUUCCAUCAAUCGACACUGGUCUAGCCUCCGAUGCUGGUUCUAAAUAUGGCUCCCCGGUUGAGGAAUUACGAUUUCCGAUGUCCCCCAAUCAUCAUCAGCAUCUGACUGCUCUUGAUGCUCCGCUUCCUGCGUCCUUUGACAGCCAGGGUAUCUCACAUGCUGCUCGCUAUGGCCCUGUGGCUGCUUCUAUGCCGUCCAAGUUCGGCCUGGAACUGUCCCCGCCUGCUCAGAGAAUAGGCGCCCCCCCGGAUGCGCUCCGAAAUCUACGUGACACCGCUUAUGGAUCUGAUUCGAGGAAGCCUUCAUCAUCUUUCAUUGGAUCCUCGCCCCCGGGUAUGCUGGAGGAUGGCUUGAGUUCGCGAUUCCUUCACUCCCAGCGACCGGUUAAGGCCCGCAUGCUUUCCGCAAGUGUACCCCGACCCACAGCUCUGGAUGACUGGGACGAUAGUAAUUUCCCGAUGGAGGAGGACUAUUUGCCCAUCAACCUGCAUGAUGACGUGCUCACUCCUCAAGAGCGACUCCGACGCAUGUCUCGCACGGAUCAUGACCUUAGCUCCAGUCACCGUGACCUUAGUGGGCUAGGCAUGAGUGGUACCAGUUUCUCCAAAGUCAGCUCGCCGCUUGCUUCCAGCCCCUCUCGGUUCGGUGCCUUGUUCGCGAAGCAGCGCCAAAAGAAAGAAGAAGAAUCUCAGGGCACCUCAUUCUCACACAUUGGAUCCCCUCUACGUGAGUCUUCACUAAACCUGGGUAUGAGCCCAAGUCUCGGCCCUAUCGGAAGCCCCCCACGAUAUACUUCAGCCUCUAUGAUAUCCCAGCAGCUCAGCGGUCUAUCUCUUCAUCCUCCUUCUGCCCGUCAUACUCCAUCAUCCAUCGGUACUAGCAGCCGGCUAGACCGUACAGUCUCGUCGCCCGUCAGCACAAGCAAGAUUGAUGAGGAACAAGGUGACUUGGUUUUCUCUAUGGAGGAGGAAGAGAACAACAAACGAAGCAGCGCCUCCUGGAGUACCCACAAAACGGAUACCAACGAUGGGUCUUCAACUUCGGCGAAAAGCUCUGGUUUCCAGGAAUGA